CGAGUGUGCGCAGCUUUUUCUCGCGCUCAACAAGGCUCCAAUCUGGCUUCAUCGUCCUCAUCCCCACUCAUCAAUCCAUCGAUCACCUCCAGCUCUCUCUUCCUCGUACUUGCCGAGCAUCAACGCAAAGAGUAACCAUGUCCGACCCACAAGAAGUUGCCAAAGCGUUUGUUACACAUUUCUAUCAAUCGUUUGACAACAAUGCCCAAAGUCUGGCAGGUCUGUAUAAUGAUACCUCAAUGCUUACAUUUGAGGGAGACCAAUUUCAAGGGUCUCAGGCGAUCGUAGCCAAACUGGCACAAGUCGGAAAGUGUUUCCAUAAUGUGAAAUCCAUGGAUGUCCAGCCUUCAGCCGCCGGAAAUGCCAUUGUGAUCUUUGUCACCGGCCAUGUCCGGAUUGGGGAUGCCCAAGGCAACCCACUGCACUUUUGCGAGCUUUUCCAGCUUGUUUCCACAGGCCCCGGCGCUUAUUAUGUCCACAACGACAUUUUCCGAUUGAAUUAUGGUCUUUGAGACCGAGUGUGGAAGAGGAAAAAAAGAAACAAUUUACGGCUGGUGUGUGAUGUUUUUGAUGUUGAGUUUGGGGCCGUUGUGCUACACUGAAUAGACAAAGGAGUGUGGAAGGAUUCGGGUCGAGUGCUGUCUGGCUGCUCUACCCAGUGGAAAACGUAUGGAUCCAAAGGCCAUUUGAACAAAUAAUAUCUGCCACAAUCUAUGGGAUCACUUUGCAAUACUCACCGAAGCUAAAUCUACUUGCAGUAAAUCACUCUAGAGAAUUCAUGAAUACUAGCUAGCCUGAGUUGCUUUAUUUGUUUGGUGUCAUAGGGGUGAUGUAUUAUAUAGUCGCCUUUUUUUCAUCUU
Seminavis robusta is the source of this 860-nucleotide messenger RNA. NCBI's taxonomy places the organism in Eukaryota, Bacillariophyta, Bacillariophyceae, Naviculales, Naviculaceae. The record is from the annotation of a GenBank genome assembly.